This is a messenger RNA of Anopheles cruzii, 4332 nucleotides long. RefSeq lists its product as uncharacterized. The coding region runs from base 1 to 1359 and encodes 452 amino acids. The record is from RefSeq and is a predicted model, not a curated record. Lineage: Eukaryota; Metazoa; Arthropoda; Insecta; Diptera; Culicidae. The transcript is spliced from 7 exons.
AUGAUAGUAAGUUUCAUCCCCGACAGUGCCCGGGGACUUACAGUGAAGCAGCACCAGAAACAGAAACACCUCCUGUACCAUAGGAUCAUCGAUAGCCUCAUUAGCGAUAAGUACAAAAACAAAACGCUACGAAAAUCAUCCUUCGCACUGCUGUAUCUGUCCUACAUGUUCAUCAAGAUGCUCCCAAUGACACUCGCUAUCGAAUCGCACACGGGGGUAAAAUCAAUAUCGCCGUUGACUGUAAAACCGCGCACGUCACCGGAAAUGCUGGCAUCACCGCCGGACGACGAAGACGACGAUUACUUCGAUGUGUACGACAAUGCGUACGACCUCCCGAACGGCACGUUAGCAAAAGGAAUGUAUGUGGGGGCACCGUGCGAGUUUACGUGCGACGCCAACCUGCAUCAUGUGUACUGUGAUCCAACUACAAAUACUUGUAGCUGUGAGAAGGACUUCGUCGUGCUGAUUGGAAAGCUGAAAGGAUGUGCCAAACCCAAAAAACUCGGAGAUCAGUGUUUUUACGAUCAAACUUGUUUCUACAACGACGAGAAUUCAUACUGCAAGCAGAUCGUGCACAACGCCAUCUGUCAAUGUAUUCCCGGUUUCCACUCCGUUAGCUACUCGAAACCGACCAGGCGCGUCUUCUGCACACAGGACAUGGCGACAUUAACUGCAGAUCUUCCGACGCUCUUCGGUGUCACGAGCGGCAUCGCCGUGCUGGCGGGCCUGAUUUGCAUGGUGUUACACCUAUUUAGCAAAACGAAGUACCCUCGGCCGAGGCAUUUCGGAGACGCAAACCUUGCGCCACCGAUUCUAUUUUCCAGUGAUACAGGGAUACCAUUGACAAUACAGUCGGCCAGACCGUCGUCUCGUUCCAGUCAGCGCUCGAGUGGCUCCAUCGGUUCCUAUGGCAAUCGACGGGCCUCCAGCGCCCCGCUGCACCACGGCUCCAAAGGAGUGCUGGUGUCGACCUCCCGUACAGGUUCCCGAAGACCAAGUUUAGCUUCCGUACACAGUACAAGUUCUUCCGUUCGAAGCUACAGUAUGCGCCGGUUCGAGCAGGAAAUUCAGCAAAAGGAGCUUCGCCAGGAAAUGAAAAAGCACCUGGCUCGGUUGCAGGAGCAGCAGCAGCUGCAGAAAAUUAAGCCCAACAUAAUAAUCGGCGAUGUGAUAUCGUGCCCCAUGAACAAGCCCAUCCUCACGACGCCCAGUCCUAUGACUCCGAACUCCGUAGAUGAUAUAUUGCCGUCGGUGGACGAAACGCAGGAGUUUUCACCCAAUCUGAGCCAACGGUCGGUGAGCGAUAGUACUGGCGGGUGCUUCGAUGGGCCGUGUAGUUCCACUGAGCUACUAAAGUAGUCCUACGGGACGGCCGCGUGGCAGGAAUCUUAACGGUAGCUGGGUACAGAGACGAGUGCAAGUUGUAUAAGACGUACUUUAUAAUUUUUUAGAAGAUUUAAGACGAAUAUUACCAGAACCUACUAAGCAACUGCUAAGAACCUUGCAUAGCCUGCCUGCUGGUGCGGUACUACCGAAUCCAAGAAACUACAGCUGUAUACCGAACUGUGCUAGCCACAGUGGUACAAUUUGUUAAGCAAUACCAUCAACGAUUUUACUUCUCCAAACCCAUCACGAACCGCUAAGUGACACAAUCAGACCCUUUUCAAUCAACCAUUUGCUAAAGGUAUCAGACACAAGCAAACGUAACUUUACAUCUUCGCCAACGAACUAAACGCUAUUACCACAAAGCAAGGCUACAAAUGAAUAUGUUGUUUUAAAAGUCGUAAAACUCGUUUGAUCAUCAAUUCGAUUAUUAACUCCCUAGUUUGUUUGUCCUUUGUUUGGCUGGACAACAUUUAUGACUAAACCGAAAGUAGUGGUCUCUAUUUCAAGUUUUACAAGUAGUUCGAAUCUAGUGCACUUGACAGGAAUUGUAAAAACUAAGUUGACGGUACCAGCCGUUCUUACGGAUAAGGAAAACACAGUUAAAUGUUGACAGUAGCUAGUUCUUGGUAGCUACUACUGUAACUAAGUUAUAAUCUAGCUACUAUUUAGGCAUACAGGCUCUACUACUUUAAAUUUGCUUAACAACCGUUCAAGUGAGGUUAAAACUAGCAACGACAGCAACCUUGUCCAGGGGUCAGAACCAACAACGGCCUCAAUCACACUUCUGCUACUAGACCAACCAGAAGCUUAUUCAGACCAUGAUACUUCAACAGAACAGAAAAAAUGUACCACUGUAAGCACUGUUACGUUUCAAGAACCGAGAAUUUUCAAUUUCUGAUCGCAUAUUACAGGCACAUAUUAAAACAUUGUGUUCCGUGCAGUGCCGUGGAUGAAAAAGCAAACCCACAGUGGAAAGCAUGCAACGGGGUACACGAGGACACGGAUCGAAAUUCGAGGAAGUGAAUGUUUUAAAUGGUGGUGGAUAACAAUAAGGAGCUACCCGUGGGUAAGAGAGACAUAAAACCAAUCUAAACAGAAGAUAAAACCAACUUAAACAAAACCCAGUAAAUUAGAACGUUCAUAUUGAUAAAUGUUGUACUAGUAUUAAGUAAGUAAUUGAAAUCCACUGAAUGUAUGUGUGCUCAGUCUUACGCAGUUAUACGUUGCAAGGAUCUUCCGAACCGUCGGAAGUUUAGCGCACAAAACGUUGAAGAUAUACACCUUCAAACGGGGAAGUAGUUAUUGUAAUGUUAACAGUACGACAAAGCUAGAUGAUUCGAUCGAAUUGAUUGCGAAGUAUUCUAAAGCAUACCUUAUGCAUUCAAUCAAAUAAGUAACAUGUUCGAACUGUAGCUGAUGUGAUGGUCCAAAAGACGAAAAACCCAAAGACGCUGUUUAGACGACGAAGGGAUAGAAUGGACGAUGGGCCAUCGCUAUAGAGUUGUGUUCGGGAUGACGAGUGCCGUUUGUUGGUUUGGAUUGCUCGAACAUAGCUUUUGCGCCCAUUCUAUCCACUCGCCUCCUAUACUUCCACUGUCUUUAGAAAAACCGCGCUUAAUUUGAUAUUAUUUGUACACUCGAGCCACAGUCGUACAGCUCGCAAGCUACAAAGGACUUUUCGUGCGCGUAAAGGUAAACUCUAUGGUUCCUUUGUGAAUUGCAUUUCUUUGAUACUGUUAUAUCAAUUGUGCUUGGCAACGCCACACUACGCAACUUGUAAUAGGUACAUUAACUAGUAACACUUAACUGCUUAUGGCACGGAACGAAGCAUGAUCCGGUGAUUUUUUGUCUCUUGCUAAAUCUAUUCAAGGAAUUGUUAUAGCGUACUGGUGAAUUACUGUUCGAUUGAAACAUUGAAGCAAUGAACCACAGGAAAUUUAGGAAUUUUUUAUGGCGACCGUGCCCGGCAUGCUUAAAAUUGCAUUCGUUUCAAGACGAUACGACAUCGACCGCACCCAGCACCAGUUUGCCUGGGACUUUACCUUAAUUAAUGAUGUCAGAGUGGCAAACGAAAAAAUCCUUUAGGUGUCGGAACGAUAACAUGUACGUUUGCGGACGCUACAGCAGACCACAUUUCCUCAAAAAAUCCCCAAAACAUGUUCCUACUCCCUUCCUUUCGAUUAAGUCGCACACUUCGAAGGGGGUGCGAUGCAACGGAACAAGUUCAUAGUUUCUCAUUUAAUGUAUGUAACCUUGAAAUAUUGAGCAUAGACUGAUAUACCUUUAGAAGAAGAGCAGAACCCAACAGGAAACUAAAUAUUAUAAACUGACACAGUACAUGAAAACGUCUCUGGAGGAACCGGAGGCUUGAGCAAACGCAAAGAACGCAAAGAAAAUCAAACGAACUUACGAUUCAGUUUCGCCUGCAAAUGUACACUAGGAAAAUGCUUCAAACGGUACGCCUCGUGCGGUACCCAGCUAUGGAUGGCAGCUAAUAUCCGUAACAGCGUACGAGAUGUUUAAAAUUACAGGUUCUUUACGGCUUCUUUUCGCUAUUCGCAAAAAAAGUUCAUAACGAACCGAUGCUGCCAUGAUGGUCACUAAUGUGGUCGCCAUUCUCUCUACGAACUAAAGAUCGUAGCAGGCCAGAGGCAACGAGCAAAAUGAGUGUUUGUGCUAAAUAUGCUGCAAGCUGCGAGUGUUUCUUCGGUUAUCAAAAAAAUCCAAUUCAAAGUCUUAUGUGCAACAUUUUCAGACGAUGCCCGAUGUUGUCAAAAAAACAAUGCGCUCCAAGUAAAUUACACACUGUAACAUUGUGGUUUUUUCACAAUGAAGUUUCCAUUGGCUAGUGACAGCGAUUGCGGCAAUGGUAAAGCGUGAAAAAGAGAGAGGAAAAGGGAGAUUCAGAAAAAUUCAGAGCGAAAAGAGAGAUAGAAAGUAAAUCGU